CUAGAGAGAAAAGAGAGACAGAAAUAUGGGAGACCAAACGCCAUGUGCAGCUUUGUCUAAUGUGUUGAAGAAAGCGAAACCAUACCUGGCAAUGGUCUCCCUACAGUUUGGAUAUGCAGGGAUGUACAUAAUCUCCAUGGUUUCUAUGAAGCAUGGCAUGAGUAAUUUCAUCCUUGCUACAUACCGUCAUGUUGUCGCAACCAUUGUCAUUGCACCCUUUGCUUUUGUUCUUGAAAGGAAAAUAAGGCCUAAGAUGACCCUCCCUAUCUUCCUCAGGAUUGUGAUUCUUAGUUUCCUGGAGCCAGUGCUUGACCAGAACUUAUACUAUCUGGGAAUGAAGUACACAACAGCAACAUAUGGAUCUGCUUUCGUCAACAUGCUUCCUGCUGUUACCUUCAUAUUGGCAAUGAUUUUCAGGUUAGAGAAGAUCAAUGUAAAGAAGAUACACAGUCUAGCAAAGACCAUUGGAACUGCAAUCACGGUCGUGGGAGCAAUGGUCAUGACUUUGUACAAAGGUCCCAUUAUUGACUUCAUCAAGUCAGGAGGAGCUACACACCAUGGGACUACCAGUGAAUCUGCAGAUAAACACUGGGUUACAGGCACCAUAAUGCUUCUUGGAAGUAUCUUUGGCUGGUCAAGCUUCUUUAUUUUGCAAUCCUUCACAUUGAAGAAGUACCCGGCAGAGCUCUCUCUUACAGCUUGGAUAUGCUUCAUGGGAAUGGUGGAAGAUGCAGGAGUGUCCCUUGUCAUGGUCCGUGGCCUAAGUGCCUGGAAAGUUGGCUGGGACUCAAGGCUUCUUGCUGCAACUUACUCAGGAAUAGUGUGCUCCGGAAUCGCAUAUUAUGCGCAAGGAGUCGUGAUCAGGGAACGAGGGCCAGUCUUUGUAACAUCUUUCAGCCCUCUAUGCAUGAUCAUCACUGCUGCACUAGGGGCCAUUGUUUUAGCAGAAAAAGUCCACCUUGGAAGCAUACUUGGAGCCAUUAUCAUAGUCUCAGGCCUUUACACUGUGGUAUGGGGCAAAAGCAAAGAAGGGAAAAACUCAGAAACUGAUGAGAAAAGCAAUGCCCUGCAGGAAUUGCCAAUCACAAAUAAUGCUAGAUCAAUCAGUGUUGAUGAUGGCAUUGAUGAACCUGCCAAAAUUGUUAAUAUUCCAGCUUCAAAGAAACCUUUCAGCACUCAAGGAACAUAAAAAAUAUAUAUUUUCUUUCAAAUGCUUAUAAAUUUCUGGCAGAGUUGUUCUUCCCAAAGCGAUAAACAAGUACUAUGUGACCACCCCCUCCCCCCCUCUCUCUCCCUCCAUCUCAAAACUGCUCUGCAUCUAAGUAAUUUGUAGCUUAGCUAUCAUCUUCUGAUUGUACUCUGAGGCUUUAAUUUGGUGAAGUAAAAACCAUGAAUCAAUGCGGUUUGCCUAUGUUCUUAUCCAAAUAUUUCACUUCCAUACUUUUUUCUUUGGCUUAAAUUCAUAAGAUGCUAUAACAAAAAAAUCUAGUGCAAAAAUCAGAAUAUAGGAACCAAAAC
Molecule: messenger RNA, 1518 nt
Organism: Durio zibethinus
Lineage: Eukaryota; Viridiplantae; Streptophyta; Magnoliopsida; Malvales; Malvaceae
Product: WAT1-related protein At4g08300-like
Cellular component (GO): membrane
Molecular function (GO): transmembrane transporter activity
Source: RefSeq, a predicted model, not a curated record